AUGGUGCCAGUAUGGUCAUACCAGCUCGGCAACAACGUGCUUUACACGCACAGAGCUCGCGAACACACAUCCGUUCGUAAACUUGAGGAACAGGACGCCUCGAUGAGGUGUCCGGAUGUCAUCCUCUAUGCUGGCCGCGCGCUUGCAAAUCGCGAGCUUCUCCGAAAGACUCUUUCGGCAUUCGUGCGCCGUGUGGUGCCACCGGCUGGCGGUCGUCGUGCACACAACUUCAUGCUCUCACAGCCUCUCAUGGUCCCGCUAUCGACAGACGAUGCUUGA
Molecule: messenger RNA, 279 nt
Organism: Phytophthora nicotianae INRA-310
Lineage: Eukaryota; Oomycota; Peronosporomycetes; Peronosporales; Peronosporaceae
Exons: 1
Coding region: 1-279 (92 amino acids)
Source: RefSeq, a predicted model, not a curated record